Molecule: messenger RNA, 144 nt
Organism: Funneliformis geosporum
Lineage: Eukaryota; Fungi; Glomeromycota; Glomeromycetes; Glomerales; Glomeraceae
Source: the annotation of a GenBank genome assembly
AUGGAACAGCUUCUUGAUACAUAUGAAAGUGCUAAUCCCUUUGAUGAACCUCCCCUACCACAUAAACCUGAUAAAUUACGUUCAGCAAGAAUUGAUAGAUUGGAAAACAUAGUAGAAAGGAUGAUACUUAAUGAACAAUCGUGA